Messenger RNA from Oryctolagus cuniculus (rabbit), 1077 nucleotides. NCBI's taxonomy places the organism in Eukaryota, Metazoa, Chordata, Mammalia, Lagomorpha, Leporidae. The record is from RefSeq and is a predicted model, not a curated record.
AUGGGUUAUGAUACUCUGGCUUUGUUUGUGGCUGUCUUUCCAGAAAUUCUAAGCAGGGUACAGGUCUCCAUCCAAUACUGGGGAAACUCUCUAUGCCAAACAGAUAAAUGGGCAUACAUCUCUAGGGGUGAAAGAAACCAAACCUGUGUACAAGAGUUUGUCUUUCUGGGCCUCUCAUCAGUGCAGACCCAGAUUCUACUAUUUAUUCUCUUCCUCAUCAUUCUGUUGACUCCGCUUGGAAACCUAUUCGUCAUUGUUCUCACCUCCAUGGAUUCUCAACUCUAUACCCCCAGGUACUUUUUUCUAAGAAACCUCUCUUACACAGAUAUCUGUAUUUCUACCAGCAAUGUCCCUCAAGUGUUUGUUCACCUCCUGGUAAAAGUGAAAACAGUCUCCUUUGUCUUCCUUCUACUUGGGAGUACAGAGUGUGCACUGCUGGCAGUGAUGUCCUAUGACAGGUACGUGGCUGUCUGCAAGCCCCUGCACUACUCCAGCAUCAUGACACAUUGGGUGUGUGUCCAGCUGGCUGCAGGGUCCUGCACUAUUAGGGCACUAGUGUCUCUGGUAGAUACCACCUUUACUUUCUGUCUUCCCUAUCAGGGUCAGAACAUAGUUAAUCACUACUUCUGUGAGCCUUCUGCUCCUCGGAAGCUGGCUUCCGCAGUUACCUAUGGCACGGAAAUGGCCAUCUUUGCAAUGGGCGUGGUGAUCCUCCUAGCUCCUGUCUUUCUCAUCCUAAUCUCCUCCUGGAAUAUCAUCUCCACUGUGCCCCAGAUGCAGUCUGAGCAUCACACACAGAUGCAGAGGCUCAAGGCUUGUUCCACCUAUACCUCUCAUCUCAUUGUUGAUCUCUUCUAUGGAUCUGCAAUAUUGACCUACAUGCAGCCAAACUCCAAGACCACAAAGGAGCAUGAUAAGAUGAUAUCUGUGUUCUGCACAGUGGUGACUCCAGUGUUGAACCCCAUAAUUUAUAGCCUAAGGAACAAGGAUGUGGAGAGGGCUCUCAGGAAACUAUUGGAAGAAAGCUUCGCACCCAGAGGCGGUAUGCUAGGGGUCUCACUUUUAGAACUGUGGUAA